Pseudomassariella vexata is the source of this 2202-nucleotide messenger RNA. RefSeq names its product HEC/Ndc80p family protein. The transcript has 3 exons. Gene Ontology annotation, biological process: attachment of mitotic spindle microtubules to kinetochore. The coding region runs from base 1 to 2202 and encodes 733 amino acids. NCBI's taxonomy places the organism in Eukaryota, Fungi, Ascomycota, Sordariomycetes, Amphisphaeriales, Pseudomassariaceae. Gene Ontology annotation, cellular component: Ndc80 complex. The record is from RefSeq and is a predicted model, not a curated record.
AUGUCCCAGGAGACAGGUCUUUGGAGCGUCCGAAGACCUCGAGAGACCCUCGGCGGCAUCAACCUCAACUCUGCCCUCCCACAGUCAGCAUCCGCAAUGAAGAGAUCGCACUCGAUCAGCGGAAACGCCGGCUUCUCCAACAGCCAUGCGCGCUCAAUGUCGGGAUCUAGGCAAUCCCUGGCCAUGAGCAGGCCGGCGCAGCCUAUGUUCUCGCGCUCCUCGUCGGGCACCAACCUCGCGGAUCUCGGAAUGCAAUCCGUGAAGCGGUCUUCCUUCCAGAACAACCCCAACUCGGGCAUCAAGAGCUAUGCUUCAGCCAGCAUGGCAGGACGCAAUUCCGAAGGGGAGCAACGGCGGAGCAGUGUGUACCGCUCGCGGCCUUCAACCAACGGGCCCAUGAGCCACCAGAGCUUCUUCCAGCAAGCGCCGCAAGCAGCAGGUGUACCCCGCGAUCCGCGACCGUUGAGGGACCGAUCAUUCCAAGCACGCAUCGGUCAGGAGUUAUUGGAUUACCUCGUGCAGCACAACUUCGAGAUGGAAAUGAAACAUACCCUAUCGCAAAACCUAAUCAAAUCGCCCACUCAGAAGGAUUUCAACUACAUGUUCCAGUGGCUGUACCACCGUAUCGAUCCCAGCUACCGCUUCCAGAAGAACAUUGAUCAGGAAGUCCCGCCUAUCUUGAAGCAGCUUCGGUAUCCCUACGAGAAGAGCAUAACGAAGUCACAGAUCGCUGCUGUCGGAGGCCAGAAUUGGAGCACAUUCCUGGGUUUGCUACAUUGGAUGAUGCAGCUGGCGCAGAUGCUCGAGGGCUUUGCAAUGAACCGAUACGACGAAGCCUGCGCCGAAGCUGGAAUUGAUGUCAGUGGUGAUCACAUCAUCUUUGACUUUUUAAGCACGGCAUACCGCGGCUGGCUGGACAUGGACGAAGAUGCGGACGAUGAAGAUGCUAAGAGGAUCCUCGGUCCCCUCGUGGAAGGAAUGGCAAAUGCAUUUGAAAGAUCAAACUCGAAGUAUCUAUCCGAGCUUGAGAUGCUGGAAGCCGAGAAUGCCCGUCUCGUCAAGGAGAUGGAAGACCUCGAGAAAUCGACGCCAGAUCCCCGGGUGCUCGAUGACCACUUCAAGAUCAUGGAGGAGGAUAAAGUCAAAUUUGAGGAGUAUAAUGCGCUUGCGAUGCAACGAUCCGAAAAAUACGAAAGCCGUAUUGCAGUAUUACAAGAGGAAUUGGACAAACUGCUCGAGGAGCUGAGAGAGGCAGAUGAUGAACGCCGCGGGCUGCAAAACGAAGUCGAUAGCCAAGGGAUUAGCAUGCAGGAUAUUGACCGCAUGACCUCAGAACGUGAACGAUUGCAGAAAGGCAUUGAGUCGGCUGCACUGCGACUCGAAGACGUCAAGAAGAAGGUGGCCGACAAAGAACUGGAAGCGAGCCGGAAACUUGAAGAAUUGGAACGCUUGGUCGACAAGUACAACACGGUCGCUUAUCAGAUCGGGCUCAUCCCUUCCACGGCUGUCAAUGCCAGAGGGGAUCAAUAUGAGCUAGCCGUGACAGUCAACGAGUCAAACUUCACGGGCUCCAUCAUGAAAGGCUCCUACAGUGGUGCAACGGAGACCGAACGACUACUAGCUGAUCCAGUCACUGGUUAUCAACCAGCUCACGUUCUCAACCUGGACCUCCGCGGGCAUGUUAAAAACAGCUUUGUGGCGCUCCGGAAAGAGAUAUCUGACCGUCGUGGUGAGGCUAUGGACGCCAUGAUGAAGGACCACGACCUCCUCGAUGGCAUUAAGGAGGCGAUCGAGGACAAGAAGAACGAGGUCGAAGCUCUAGAGCACAGGGUGAGGGCCGCUGAGGAGGAGUACGAAAAGACUAAGGAGGUCACUACGACGCAGAAGCUGGCGAGUGACGCUCAAAUUGAGAAGAUGGAGAAGGAGCUUGCCAAGAUGAGGGCCCAGCUUACCGAGUCUGUGCAGCUGAUGGAGCAACGCGAGAUGAACACGAAUAUUGAGUAUGAACAGCUCACGCUGCGCGCAAAUUCUCUACGAGAGGAGUUGCACACUGAGAUUGAGAAGAUGCUCAAUGACAUCAUCAAGUUCAAGGUGCACAUCCAGAAGAACCUUGAAGAUUACGAGGGCUUCGUGGCCGAUGAGCUUGAGAAGGAGUUGGGGAGUGACGAGGUUAGAGAUGAUACCCAGGGUGUUGACAUGUAA